Messenger RNA from Daldinia caldariorum, 1247 nucleotides. Its product is annotated as putative hydrolase, carbon-nitrogen family. Bases 211 to 1089 code for a protein of 292 amino acids. Gene Ontology annotation, molecular function: hydrolase activity, acting on carbon-nitrogen (but not peptide) bonds, in linear amides. The transcript has 2 exons. NCBI's taxonomy places the organism in Eukaryota, Fungi, Ascomycota, Sordariomycetes, Xylariales, Hypoxylaceae. The record is from RefSeq and is a predicted model, not a curated record.
CUAACGCCUACAUUUUAACGUCUAAAUGCAUAAUUUUGGUCAGUUAUAUUAUAGAAUAUAGUUAGUGAUUACGUAAGAUCGCGAUACUUACCUUUGUCGUCUGUGACCAAAUUUAUAACUUUAGGUACCUUCUCCAACUUUCAUAAACAUGAACGAAAUGUACCGGAGAACAGAAAUCUCAAAUACCCACCUUUAGUAAUAAAGCCGAAAAUGGCUCCAGUUCAUAAGGUAGCUCUUAUUCAGCUUCAUCCCAAGCCCCUCGUUCCAGCGGAGAACUUCGCCAAGGCUGAGUCCUUCAUCAGAGAUGCUGCUAAGGAGGGAUGCAAUUUGGCUGUUCUACCCGAGUACCAUCUGACAUCUUGGGUCCCGGAAAAGCCAAAUUUUAAGGAAUCGUGUGCGGAGUCGGCAUCAUAUUUGAAAAAAUACCAGCAGCUGGCGAAAGAUUUAAACAUCUGCAUUGUUCCUGGUACCAUCAUUGAGUUGGUGGGCGACUCCUUGCACAACAUCGCAUACUUCAUAUCUUCCAAUGGAGAGGUGCUCGGGCGAUACCAGAAGAAGAAUCUUUGGCACCCGGAACGGCGUCAUCUAGUAUCUUCAGCUCAACAGCCUCAUGAAGCCUUCGACACCCCGUUAGGACGGGUGGGGUUGUUAAUCUGCUGGGACAUCGCCUUCCCGGAGGCGUUCCGAGAGCUCAUCUCGGACGGCGCGCAAAUCAUCUGCGUUCCUACGUUUUGGAGCAUGAAGGACGUGUCAGACGAGGGAUACUCCUUAAACCCCGAUGGCGAGGCGCUAUUUUUGAACAGCACCGUAGUUAGUCGAGCAUUUGAGAAUACUUGCGCGGUCGUGUUCGUGAAUGCGGGGGGACCGCCGGAAAAGGGGGAGAAGACUAACUUCGCGGGGUUGAGUCAAGUCAGCGUUCCCCAUAUCGGUAGUCUUGGGAAGAUGGGCCGGUUCGAAGGGAUGUCAAUUGUGGACCUGGACAUGAACGUUCUUAGAAUUGCGGAAGACAACUAUAAAGUUAGAGAGGACAUGAAAGGAGAAGGUUGGCAUUAUGGAUAUACACAAAUUAGAGAUGGGAGCAAGUUGUAGAAGGGAAGGUUAGGUUAGGUACCUGAAUUGGGAGUCACUAACUAGAUGCGGCAAUUUAGACAAUAAAUUUAAAUUUACAUGUUUACUCAAGUUAUAACUCUUCAUAGAGAUCAUGCUUGAUUAUUAUUACUCAUCCGAAUUUUCUGGAUCAAACGCCA